Molecule: messenger RNA, 834 nt
Organism: Dermochelys coriacea (leatherback sea turtle)
Lineage: Eukaryota; Metazoa; Chordata; Testudines; Dermochelyidae
Gene: DYNLRB2
Product: dynein light chain roadblock-type 2
Exons: 4
Coding region: 108-398 (96 amino acids)
Biological process (GO): microtubule-based movement
Cellular component (GO): cytoplasm; centrosome; cytoplasmic dynein complex
Molecular function (GO): dynein intermediate chain binding
Source: RefSeq, a predicted model, not a curated record
CCUCCCCCUCCCCCCCGCACUUCCGCUUCCGGCCCAGCCCCAUAGCAACCGUUGCGAGGAGGGAGUCUAGGUCUCGGGCUGGCGCCUCCUCCUGCGCGUCCCUGGCCAUGGCAGAAGUAGAGGAAACGCUAAAGAGGAUUCAGACACACAAAGGGGUGAUUGGUACUAUUGUUGUAAAUGCAGAGGGAAUUCCAAUCAGAACAACCCUAGAUAACUCUACAACAGUACAAUACGCAGGUCUUCUUCAUCAGCUCACAAUGAAAGCGAGGAGCACAGUGAGAGAUAUAGAUCCUCAGAACGAUCUAACCUUUCUUCGGAUCAGAUCAAAGAAACAUGAAAUCAUGAUAGCCCCAGAUAAGGAGUAUCUUCUGAUUGUUAUUCAGAACCCAUGUGAAUAGACUUGCCGCAACAAUAUUUUGAGACACUGAUGCAGCUGUACUUUUUAAAGUAAUAAUCCUUUAUUGAUAUUUAAUUUCAAACAUACCGCUGAGUUCUUAACGUAUGUAACUUGUCAUUGCUGAAACUUUUCCAAGCUAAUAUUCUUAGUUGUAGCUGUACUUUAACUUAUGCUUGAGCAAAACAAACAUUGUAUAUGUGGAUAAAUACUCAGAAGAGCAAUAAUAGAACAAAAUGUUUAAAAAACUUUUGUUAAUGGAUUUUCUGGCUAAUUCUUGUAACUAAAGAAUUCUCUUUACAUCACAAGUUUAAAUUUUUUUUUUAAAGCAGGAAUCACAUUUCAUGGAAAUUAGUAACUUGUGUAUGUACUUGUAACUGUGCCCAUGUAAACUCAAGAAUACAGGAUUAAAUAGUGUUACUCAUCUCAGUUCCAUUGGA